AGAUAUUGAAGUCUGCUUAUGCUAUUCAACAGUUGUUUGUCGCUCCGGAGAGCAUUAGAGACGCUCACUUAACGUCCUACAUAUCUAUAUAAAGUGCUAAAUUCUAGAACGACAUAAGAACGUUGCAGACCUAUUCUUAGUGAUCAGGAUUCACACACUAAAGUUUCUAAGAAUACUUUUUUUGUAUUUCAAAGAAAAGAAAUGGCUUCUUCAAUGUGUCCAUUAUCAUCGGAAUCCUUGAAAAUAUCUCAGCGACAACUUUUUGUACCUUCGCUGCAGGAAAUCAAGAAUGUUGUCAGUCCAGCAUUGGCUGAGAAUUUUUCCGAAGUUUUCGUGGAAGUUGUCGACUGUCCGGAUUUAACCCAGCAACCAUUCACACUCGCUGCUGCAGUUGGUAGCAGUGCAAUACAACCUCAACCACCAAGGAGGGAAGCCCGGGAAUUUACAAAUUGAACAUGGUGCAUGAAUGAUGAAUUCUACAGAUAUUUUUCAAUCAAGUUUCGUGCAAAAAUGAAUUCUCGAAGAAGCAAAUUCAGUCGGAAAAUCUUGAAUAAAUGAUUAAAAGUCGGUGAAAAUAACGGCUGUGGAAUAGAACUAUUUGUUUUACUUCGAUUGUUAAUUGGA
Messenger RNA from Diachasma alloeum, 624 nucleotides. Its product is annotated as ester hydrolase C11orf54 homolog. The coding region runs from base 202 to 453 and encodes 83 amino acids. The transcript is spliced from 3 exons. The record is from RefSeq and is a predicted model, not a curated record. Gene Ontology annotation, molecular function: zinc ion binding; hydrolase activity, acting on ester bonds. Lineage: Eukaryota; Metazoa; Arthropoda; Insecta; Hymenoptera; Braconidae. Gene Ontology annotation, cellular component: nucleus.